AUGUUCAAAACUACUGCUGCACUUGUAUCCAGACACUACAAGACAAGCAUGAACUCUCACCACAACAACAGCACAACCAUUCCCACUCCAAUCCCCAAUGGAAUGAACUACAUUGUCGAUCCUAAUCGAGGCGAGACACUUAUCGAACUGAGUCUCCCAUUUCUUGGAGAGGAAACGGAUCUCGGAAACGUCGCAUUGGCGAACAAGCACAUUCGUGAUUGCCAUUGGUAUUACUUGUAUGUGUGUAUCAGUCAAAAAUAUCCAACAUUCCAAUUGGAAGGUCUUAGACCUUUGGAGGAGCAGAGGGAAAAGGCUGACAUGUGUCUUCCUCCUUGCAUUGUCGUUGAUCCAAAUUUUGCGCCAAAGACUUUCCAACCAGGCAACAACACCUUUCCAGUGCCCUUGCCUCGUCAACCAAAAAUCCUUUAUGAUCCACGUUGCAUUGGUGCCUUUGAAUCAUAG
Cylindrotheca closterium is the source of this 462-nucleotide messenger RNA. The record is from the annotation of a GenBank genome assembly. NCBI's taxonomy places the organism in Eukaryota, Bacillariophyta, Bacillariophyceae, Bacillariales, Bacillariaceae.